Molecule: messenger RNA, 2331 nt
Organism: Nyctereutes procyonoides (raccoon dog)
Lineage: Eukaryota; Metazoa; Chordata; Mammalia; Carnivora; Canidae
Product: basic proline-rich protein-like
Exons: 2
Coding region: 1-2331 (776 amino acids)
Source: RefSeq, a predicted model, not a curated record
AUGUCCUUCGAGCUCGGCAGACGUCCCAAGGCGAGCGCGGGGCCUCCGGAAAGCCUAGAGCCGGGCUGGCCGCCCCGCACCACCUCCCGGCCUCCGUCCGCCCCUGACGUCAUCACCCCGCGCCGCCCGCCAGUCGCCGGGGAGACGGCAGGGGGCGCUCCCGGGUGGGUCGCGCGCGUGCGUGUCCGCAUUCCGGGAGGUGGAGAGACCCGGGCGCCGACCCCUGGGUCAGAGCGUGGCCGGCACCAGACCCCGCCCCACACACCGCCGACCCCCGACCCCCCUCGAGACCCCGCCCCACACACCGCCGACCCCAGACCCCCCUCCAGACCCCGCCCCACACACCGCCGACCCCCCUCCAGACCCCGGCCCCACACACCGCCGACCCCCGACCCCCCUCCAGACCCCGACCCCCGACCCCCUCCAGACCCUGGCCCCACACACCGGCGACCCCCGACCCCCUCCAGACCCCGACCCCCCUCCAGACCCCGGCCCCACACACCGCCGACCCCCAACCCCCCUCCAGACCCCGGCCCCCCUCCAGACCCCGGCCCCACACACCGCCGACCCCAGACCCCCCUCCAGACCCCGGCCCCCGACCCCCCUCCAGACCCCGACCCCCCUCCAGACCCCGGCCCCACACACCGCCGACCCCCAACCCCCCUCCAGACCCCGGCCCCCCUCCAGACCCCGGCCCCACACACCGCCGACCCCCGACCCCCCUCCAGACCGACCCCGACCCCCGACCCCCCUCCAGACCCUGGCCCCACACACCGGCGACCCCCGACCCCCCUCCAGACCCCGACCCCCCUCCAGACCCCGGCCCCACACACCGCCGACCCCCGACCCCCCUCCAGACCCCGGCCCCCGACCCCCCUCCAGACCCCGACCCCCCUCCAGACCCCGGCCCCACACACCGCCGACCCCAGACCCCCCUCCAGACCCCGGCCCCCGACCCCCCUCCAGACCCCGACCCCCCUCCAGACCCCGGCCCCACACACCGCCGACCCCCAACCCCCCUCCAGACCCCGGCCCCCCUCCAGACCCCGGCCCCACACACCGCCGACCCCCGACCCCCCUCCAGACCCCGACCCCCGACCCCCCUCCAGACCCUGGCCCCACACACCGGCGACCCCCGACCCCCCUCCAGACCCCGACCCCCCUCCAGACCCCGGCCCCACACACCGCCGACCCCCGACCCCCCUCCAGACCCCGACCCCCCUCCAGACCCCGGCCCCACACACCCCGCCCGACCCCCGACCCCCCUCCAGACCCCGGCCCCACACACCGCCGACCCCCAACCCCCCUCCAGACCCCGACCCCCCUCCAGACCCCGGCCCCACACACCGCCGACCCCCGACCCCCCUCCAGACCCCGGCCCCACACACCGCCGACCCCAGACCCCCCUCCAGACCCCGACCCCCGACCCCCCUCCAGACCCCGACCCCCGACCCCCCUCCAGACCCCGGCCCCACACCUCGCCGACCCCAGACCCCCCUCCAGACCCCGGCCCCCCACACCGCCGACCCCAGACCCCCCUCCAUACCCCGGCCCCCCACACCGCCGACCCCAGACCCCCCUCCAGACUUCGGCCCCCCACACCGCCGACCCCAGACCCCCCUCCAGACUUCGGCCCCCCACACCGCCGACCCCAGACCCCCCUCCGACCCCAGACCCCCCUCCAGACCCCGGCCCCCCACACCGCCGACCCCAGACCCCCCUCCAGACCCCCGACCCCCCUCCAGACCCCGGCCCCCCACACCGCCGACCCCAGACCCCCCUCCACACCCCGACCCCACACACCCCCGACCCCAGACCCCCCUCCAGACCCCCGACCCCCCUCCAGACCCCGACCCCACACACCCCCGACCCCAGACCCCUGACCCCAGACCCCCCUCCAGACCCCGGCCCCCCACACCGCCGACCCCAGACCCCCCUCCAGACCCCGACCCCCGACUCCCGACCUCUCAUACCCUCCUCCAGACCCCCGACCCCAGGUCGCCCAUCCAGACCCCGACCACACACACCCCCGACCCCAGACCCCCUCCAGACCCCGGCCCCCCACACCGCCGACCCCAGCCCCCCUCCAGACCCCGACCCCCACACCCCGUCCAGACCCCCGACCCCACACCCCGACCCCAGACACCCCGUCCAGACCCCCGACCCCCCUCCAGACCCCGACCCCACACACCCCCGACCCCCGACCUCUCUCCAAUCCCCGACCCCCACACCCCGACCCCAGAUCCCCCUCCAGACCCCGACCCCCCACACCCCCGUCCAGACCCCGCCCCCCCAGAUUCCCGAUCCCCAGACCCCGUCCAGACCCCCUGA